This is a messenger RNA of Opisthocomus hoazin, 771 nucleotides long. The record is from RefSeq and is a predicted model, not a curated record. Lineage: Eukaryota; Metazoa; Chordata; Aves; Opisthocomiformes; Opisthocomidae.
AUGGGGCUGCUGUGCACAGCACCCUCCUUUUGCAACGGGGUUCCCAAAAACAGAGGUCCGUUGGAAGCUGCCCUCAAAGGGUGGCUGCCUAAGGGCAAAGCAGAACUCACUGCCAAGACAGAGGGGGGGAAGCGGCUGGCUCUCCUGGCAUGGCUCUGCCCUACCACAACUCACAUCGUCGUCGCCAUCGCUGACACACCGGAUCAAGCCCGUGGCAUUUUGCUAAAAGCCUGCCUCCUCGCCCUCGCCCACGUCUCCAGCCAGCAGAACGCCAAAGUCCGGCCAAAACCGGUGGCUUCCAAGAAAGAUGGUGUGAGCCUCAAAAUGAUUGAAGACCUGAAGGCCAUGAUUGACAACAUCUCUCAGGAGGUUGCUCUACUGAAGGAAAAGCAAGCACUCCAGACAGUUUGCCUGAAAGGCACCAAAAUUCACCUAAAAUGCUUUCUCGCAUUUUCGGAGACCAAGACGUACCACGAGGCCAGCGAAAACUGCAUCUCGCAGGGCGGCACGCUCAGCACCCCGCAGAGCGGGGAGGAGAAUGACUCUUUGCAAAGAGAGUCGUCGCGGCUCGGUGUCGGAUCAGAGAGCGUUAGAGCAUUUCGUCUGGCCACAUCCAGCCCCGUUAGCAGCUGCAUCGCUCUUACUAAGGCACAAUUUAUAGGGAUAUUUUUUUACACAGGGAAUUAUUUAGGAUGGCUCGGUUGUUUUGGCAAAGAACCAGUGCAGCAGUCCAGCCUGGCAAACAGCUGCCUCGGCUGCCCGGGGCUGUAG